AUGCGCGCUAUCGAGAAGGCCGAAACAUCCUCCCUUCCGCUUCACGCCGUGGCCGUCAGGCGCGGAGAUUUGGCAUUACUUGGUACAACUGACGAGAAAAAGCUGAACGAGGUUAUACUUACCGAAUCGAUCUGUGCGACUCUCUUCAUUGCGCUCCAUCGUUGUACGAUACGCCCGAAACACCAAGGUACACCGCGCUUCCCGAGACGUACUGAAGAAAACGGCGUCGUUUUGUAUAGCGGCUACUAUACCGAUAACUGGGUGCGAAUCUUCCAGACAUUCGCCUACUUUAACACUCGCCGAUAUGGCAAUAUCGCGUUAGGCUCAACGCGUGCUACUGCCACCGAGGAAGAUAUUCCAGGGCCGUAUGUCUUCUCUACUAAUGAGGAGACCUCUUUGGCGAGGCAGGAGGGUGAACUCCCACAUAAUGCUCAGUCCAAAUUUCAACCUUACUAG
Messenger RNA from Neurospora hispaniola, 456 nucleotides. RefSeq lists its product as uncharacterized. The coding region runs from base 1 to 456 and encodes 151 amino acids. The transcript has a single exon. The record is from RefSeq and is a predicted model, not a curated record. NCBI's taxonomy places the organism in Eukaryota, Fungi, Ascomycota, Sordariomycetes, Sordariales, Sordariaceae.